Drosophila ficusphila is the source of this 1457-nucleotide messenger RNA. RefSeq lists its product as uncharacterized. The transcript is spliced from 5 exons. The coding region runs from base 314 to 1069 and encodes 251 amino acids. The record is from RefSeq and is a predicted model, not a curated record. NCBI's taxonomy places the organism in Eukaryota, Metazoa, Arthropoda, Insecta, Diptera, Drosophilidae.
CCGUCAGUUCAGGUUGAGCGCUCGAGUUGGUCGGUUGUUGUCAGAAGCGCGGUUGUUGCCAUCGAGUCGAGAGUUGAAGAGGGGCUUCCAGUGAAAUCAGCGACCUGCGUUGUGUGAUAUGCUCUCAUCGUUUUCGUGAAGUGUAGUGAAAAGCCAAUUCGAAUCGGACAAGUCGCAGACAGAAGACACGAUAUACGAGACGUUCGAACAGAACACCUCGAGUGCCCAAGUACAGCAGUACACAGCCAAUAUAAUCCAGCCGACAACAAUCAACCAUAUAUUCCAGCAGCCAGCCAACACACGCAGCUACAAAAUGGAAUACCGGUGCUUAAGUAGAAGUUCUGUCAAACACCUAACGGCUCUCUGCGUCAUCAGCAUCGCACUCACAUUCACCUGCGCAAGCGCGGCAUUGUGGCCGAGUUAUAGUAGCGAUGAUGCGCCCCCAAGUCGCUGCGCCGGUGGGCGUGGCCUGAAGUACCUGUCCGGCGAUGCGCUCACGGACUCACCCGACUGCAUGGGACCGAAUAAUGCGCCAUAUCCGAGCGCGGCCGUGGCGCGCACAUUCUCCAACUGGAACGGAAACUCGCGACGUGGCCGCCAGAGCAAAUUGCCCAGCACACUGGAUCCCGCCAUAACCACCAGUGCUCUUUUGAGGGCCUACGACGAGGUGAACAACGAGGCCGUCGGAAGCAGUCGCUACGGUCGAUCGCUGAAGAACGCCACGCCGGCGCAACAGUGCAAGAGCGAAACGCCAGCGAGGCUCUGCAAGACCCGCUACAACACCACGGCGCCCAUGUACGGGGUUAGUCUAACCUCCGGACAGCCGGUGACCAUCGUCCAGAAGUUCCCCGAUCUCCUCCAGCAGGUGGUCUUCGAAGUGUGCGAAUCUUCGGAGUGCGAUGUGGUCCGGGGCGAGUGUACGCAAACCUAUGUGCCCUAUCUCUUCCUGGUCAUUCCCCUCGGACCGGUGACGCUGACUGGCCAGGAUUACGUGCUGGUGGAGAGCGGAUGUGUCUGCAAGCCCAAAUACUCGACGGGUGCCGCCCAGGAGCCCAAUAUGAUACCAUAGGAUACGAAGGAGGAGUCGGUAACCACCAGGAACACCAACAGCAACCAAAAGAACUGAGCGAGUUUUGGGUCGGAGCGGAGUGGAGCUGGUCUGAACUGGCUGGCUGGCUAAAUUAAUGUGUACUUAAAAAGAGGAAUUAUUUUUUGUAGCGAAAUCAAUUUUGCAAUGUUAUUUAAUGUUUUCCCCAUCUCUCAUUCUCCUUUCAUCCCCUUCAGCUGUAUAAAAUUGAAAUGCAAUUUUGCUCAAAAAAUAAUCAAAUCCUUAUGUUAAGUCUAAAUUUAAACGAAAUUGAAUUAAUGCCACCGUGCAUUUGUAGUGUGUAUUUAUUAGAACCCCUAAUUAUGGCAUUCAAAAAUGCAAAAUAAAAACAUUCGUUUCGAAAUGUGAA